AAAUAUUGUGGCGAGUAGGAAAACAUUAUACCCGCUCUAAUAUACAAACUUAAAUCUCUGUAGCUGGGACCGUGAUUGCGUGAGGAAACAUUUGCGACAUGGCACAACAGGAGCAGCAGAAGAAAAAGAAGGAGAGUAUCUUAGAUUUGUCAAAAUAUAUUGACAAGCAAAUACGUGUCAAAUUCCAAGGAGGCAGAGAAGUGACCGGGGUCCUGAAGGGAUUUGAUCCUCUCCUGAAUUUGGUACUGGAUGGAACAACAGAGUUUAUGCGAGAUCCAGAUGACCCAUUCAAGCUCACUGAUGAUACCAGGAACCUUGGUCUUGCAGUAUGUAGAGGAACAUCGGUGGUCCUUAUAUGUCCUGCGGAGGGAAUGGAGCCUAUAGCUAACCCUUUCGUUCAACAAGACGGGUGACACUGUAGGGGCUAGGAGAUGUCUUGGGAUGCUUGUCAUUUUAUAUAUUGGGGUUGGAUUCUUGUACAGGAGGGUUGGGUUGAUCUUUGUGUAAAAGCUCAUUUCCUUUUCUUCAAAAGAUAAAAUAAUGUUGGUUUGUAUUAUGCUUUUGAUAUAUUGUUUUACAAAGUGAUCACAGAUUUCUACAAUUUUAUUCAUUAUUAUCCCCCUGAUUAUUCAAGAAUUUCUUGAUGGUUAUGUCAAGUCUCAGGCGUAAAUUAUGUUGUUUUUUUUUGUGUUUUGGAAGUAUGUUAAAACUGAAUGAUUGUAGAUGUUAAAUCAGCUGACAACUUAUCGCAUCAUUUCAAGUUUUAUAGCCUCUAUCAUUGAUAGAAAAUGAUGGAAGCAAGAUUAUAGUUUGAAAUGCAAAACAUGAAUUAUGCAUGUAGGUACUCUUAACCAAAUAUGAAAGUGAUGAGGAGACCAUAGCAUGUGGCAUGGUUGUAAUGGGGGUUGCUUUACACCUCCCUCUUGACAUGCUGUUUUUAGAAGGGAAUAAAGAGUGUUUAUGUUUUGUUUAUCCUCUAGGUACAAGAGACUGUUUACAGUAUAUAGCAGAUUAUCAGGGAACUAUAAUAUUUUAGAUAUUCUCUGUAGGAUUUCAUGGGGAGUGAGUAUUCACAAUUGGAGGUUUUCAUUAACCAUGUGUGGUAGCCUUAUUAAGAAAGCUGUUGAUAUCUUCUUUUGUCAAGAUAACCUGCUUAUGGUGCGUAGAGGAAUGGGGAAAAGGUCAAGGAAAGAGAAAGAAAAAGGAAAAAGUUGGUAAUGGAUUUAAGUUUUGUAUUAGACACACACAGAAGACUGUUUUGGCUUUCUUCUGUUCAGUUUUGUAUACCAAAAUGAAAGUCCUUGAGUUGUUGAAGUGUGAAUGAUGUAGUUCCAAAAAGAACUGUUGGUAUUCCUCUUAGAAUUGUUUUAAAAGAGAAUUCCAAAGUACAGUGCUCUUCCCCUUACCACAGAGUAAAAUAACUUGCUCCAAGAAGUUUGACCCUCUUAAAAGCCUGUUACUUAAUAGGCCAUUUUCAUAAUGUAACAAAUUUUGUGAACCACCUCGAUACAAAUUAUUUAAUUAACCCUUUACAAAUAAAUGUAUCUCAAUAUUCAAAUUCAAAUUGCAUACAUAGUAGUUGCUAGGUAGGACAAACAUUUGAUUCCAUUAAGAAAACGGCCUAUUCAGUUCUGCGUUGAAGAUUUAUUGAGGAAUGGCUUAUUUUUCAAAAGGAAUGACAAACAGCUGGCCUAUAACCUGACAUUUCAGAAAGGAUAGAGUCAGACUUAUUCUCUGUAAUGAAUAUACCUCCCUCUAUUGUCUCUGUUGCUGUUAUGUGAUUAUAGUACACGUACCUGUAAAUUGAUUUCCCAUAACCAUGUGUGGCUGUUAACAGGACAGAAACAAACUCAUUCUACACUAUGGCUAUGUCUCCCUCUAUUCUCAGUAUUAGUGUCAUCCCACAAAGUGCAGGGUGUAGGCCCAGUGGUUAAAUGUUUUGUGUACCUACAGCUGUUUUUGCUGUAUGACAGUUAUUCUUAACAUUAUGUUAAUUCAUGAAUAUGCAAUUUGUGUAUAACAGUUCCAAUACAGGAAAUAAUUGUUUUACGAAUUUGUGAUGAGAUCACAAACAUCACAUGGUGAAAAUGUUGUACAGUAAAAACUUCAAGGAAAGGUAAAAGAAAGAAAGGAUAUAUUGUGGUAGAGCUCGAAGUGCAGAAAGGGCAGUCAUUUUCUUUUCAAUUCUAUAACAGUAUUCUGUUUGUGGAUUAUGUUUUAAAAACCAUUACACAAUGCGAAUAUAAUUUGCAUUGUUGUCGUUGGAUGAUUUUCGUCAUAGCUUUGUUUUAAAACCUGAAUGUAAGCAUUGUUUGAAGUACUCAUUGAUUUAGUUUACUAGGUUUUGAUACUAUCAUUUAGAAUGCUAACUUGACUUUAACUGAUUCAAACAACUUGAUUUGAAAUCUAAUGGAAGUAGACUCAUUUUUUAUUUAAAUGUAUCAGAAAAUACAAAUGUACUUGUGAAUAAUACAGGAGAAAUAAAAUUUAAACUAGUAAUGUUUUCUCUUGCUAUACCCUUCUUUGUCUGUACAACAUAUGUUCACAAAAGCAGAAGCAGAGAUCUGGAUGGACCAUUCUAUUACGUUUCUUUCUUAAUAAAACAUAUAAAGACCAUGUA
Molecule: messenger RNA, 2620 nt
Organism: Strongylocentrotus purpuratus (purple sea urchin)
Lineage: Eukaryota; Metazoa; Echinodermata; Echinoidea; Camarodonta; Strongylocentrotidae
Gene: lsm7
Product: LSM7 homolog, U6 small nuclear RNA associated (S. cerevisiae)-like
Exons: 4
Coding region: 99-413 (104 amino acids)
Biological process (GO): nuclear-transcribed mRNA catabolic process; mRNA splicing, via spliceosome
Cellular component (GO): U12-type spliceosomal complex; Lsm1-7-Pat1 complex; catalytic step 2 spliceosome
Molecular function (GO): RNA binding
Source: RefSeq, a predicted model, not a curated record